Chroicocephalus ridibundus (black-headed gull) is the source of this 1250-nucleotide messenger RNA. RefSeq lists its product as uncharacterized. The transcript is spliced from 7 exons. The record is from RefSeq and is a predicted model, not a curated record. Lineage: Eukaryota; Metazoa; Chordata; Aves; Charadriiformes; Laridae. Bases 280 to 1146 code for a protein of 288 amino acids.
UGGAGCCGCGCUGUGUAUUUAUGCUCUGCAGCCAGCCCUGAUUGCUCUCCGCGCGGUGACGCACGGUGACGACGGCUGCCGGGUCCCUGCACCUGCUCCCUCCGGACCAGCAGCAAUUUGUCACCCGCCUGGGCACAAGGGAGACAGACGGAGGGGGACGGGCGAGCAGACACUUGUCCCCAAGCUCUGUGAGGUCCUGCUCACGUGCAGGGCCACCGUCCGGCUCCUGUCACCCACGAGAGAGAAGUUGCGGGGGGAACAGAGGAGAAGACGAGCUGGAUGAGCGGUGGGAGGCUGGUUACCUGCGAUGAGCCCUGCUCCUUCUCCAGCAGGUUCCUGUGCCAGAUCCUCCAGCUGAGUUUUGUCAAGUACCUGAUGAAGGUCCUUCAGAAAGCAUCAGUCUGGAUUGGAUUCGUGGUCCCUGUGGAGGCCAUUAUCAGCAAAGUCUACCCCACCCCGUCUCCCGCCAGGCCUAGACGAUUUGCCAAGAAGCGCCGGGGGAGACUAACGCGCCUCCUCCUCUCUGUUGUCCCCACCAGGAUUCAGAACAUCCUGGGCUACCUGCCAGCAGACUGGGGCCACAGCAACAUGCCCAAGGAGAUCCGAGAAGGUGGGAUCAGCCCCUCUAAGAAAGCGAACAAGAGGAAGCGGGAUGACGUAGCUCUGGAGGAGCAGGAGUCCUUGUUGGUGGUACUGGAGAGGGACCUGCCGGAGCAUGAUUCUGAUGACCCCACGUAUGAGUUCUUGGAGGUGGAAACAGAUAGCGAGGAGUACCAGUCCCAGAAUGACACUGAGACAGACCUGGAGUUUGAAGAACAGGAUGGGACCAUUAUGCUGAAGGACUCCUCAGAUCUCCAGAGCUGCGCCCUGACCAUGCCCCUGUCCCUGCGGGUGGAGGACAUACAACGUGCUGGGGUCAGUGAUGCCCCAGAGCCGCUGGCUGCAAGCACGGAGUUGGGACCAGAGGAUCCAGCUGGGUCCAGCAGUGGGGAAGGUGCUCCAGAUAUCGAUAGUGGUGGUGAUGAUGAUGAUGCCCAGAAGCCACAAGCUGGUGUGAGCAGUGGGGACGGCAGUGAGCAGGAAGCUGACGCAGACUGCAAUGAGAGCAGCAGUUUGUCACAGUACGAGGACAAGCAGGAACCCUGACCCAUGGAGCUGGGCCUGUGCUGUGGCUAAAAAGUGCCUGAUUCUCUAGGAUGGCUGUGUCCUUGAGUAAGACGUCCAGUUAAAUGCUAUGUUGAUAAUUUUUG